UACAAAGAAAUAAUUCCUUUGCGAACAAAUGGAUCGGCCAACAAAGUGCACACACGGCAAGCGCCAAAAACUCCCUCAAAAUAUUCGACCAAUCAAGAGGCGAGAAAAGUUCACCGUCGGUCACAUGCUCUUAAAAGUGCAGACGACCUUGUGAAAUUGAUACAUUUUGUAUGACAUUUGUAUAAGUUUUUUGCACUUUUUGACCUUCGUUACUGUGCUGUUCCUUAGGAUUAUUCAGGUAAGUACAAUUAAUAACUUUGACCCAUACAAUGAAGUGAGUUUAAUUCUAACGUACACGUCACAUGACGUGCACGAAGUGUCAAAUUUCCAGCACUUAUUUUGUACAUCGAAAAGUAAGAGAGGCUACAAAUUGUAUCAAGAUGAGGAAGUCAAGCAAAAAUAAGCGUGACCGCUCAAAAAGUUCGGCCGAUAAACAACGUGUUGAAGAACAGGGUGAGGUGGUGGGUUCUACAUCCAACUCACCAAGCACUGCUGGGCAUAAUUUGACCAGAAAUGUCACUGGUUCAGCUCCAAAUCCACCGCCAAACCACGGCACUCCAACGACUAGCAGAACACCCAGAACGGCGUCUCCCACAGCGGGUACAGCGAGAGCCCAGCUGCCGCCAAACAGGGAAAGAGUUACCGUGCGGACUCGGAGGUACCCUCACUGUUCUCGGUGUCGGAGCCAUGGAGUGCUGGUACCAAUCAAGGGACACAAAAAGACCUGCAACUGGAAGGACUGCAAGUGCCACAACUGCCAGUUGAUAACAGCACGUCAGAAACUAAUGGCAAAAGUGAUCGCUCUCCACCGACAACAAGACAUGGAGGCAGUGGCUAACUUGCAGCAAUUACCUGCUUCUGCAUCACACUCGAUGGCUGGAGAUGAGGUACCAGACCUUGGAGUCAAGAUUUUGAGCCCUAACAACAGCGUGCCUCCUAUGCCAUCUAGUCUGCCUCAGGGAAACUUGAUGACGGAGUGCCAAGGCAAUCCACAGACAAACAGCCUUCCAGUCGGACCUUACUCCAGCAUCCAGUACCAAUGGAACAGCAACAACAGUACCCACUCCUCCCCAGAAAUUGGUAACGAGAUUCAAAUCCAAGUUCCGCAAAGCAGCGAGACUGACAUCCCAUCCCCAAUCUAUGGUACCAGCCUUGCUUCUCAUGGGAGUGGGGGUAGAAGUGGCAGUCUUACGCCGAUGAUGGCUUACACUCCGUACAGCAACUACAGCCACCAGCAACUACCAUUUCCUUGAUUGGUGAGCACCCCUAAACUGUCCACUGCAACAAGCCAGAUCUACUCCCCAAAUUUCCUAGUCUAUCAUCAACAGCAGCAGCAACAACAGCAGCAGCAGUUGCAAGUCCAAAUGCCGCAGUAUCGAUUCCAGGGCAGCAGCUUUGGCAGUUGUGUUGGGGACGUGCAGAGUGCAUUCGUGCCAGUCGGGCAGCAGAAUCCAGCAACUCUUCACACUACCUUGGCUCAGGGAGAUAGCAGUCCAUCUUCAUCAGAUAUGACAUCAGCAGAUGCUUUUGAUGAAGUUGAUGUGCUUGAGGUGGAGGCAAGUGGAAUACAAACAGCAGUCAAAGCACCUGCAAGUCAUACACUCAGGAUCCCUGUGGCAUCGAGGACCAUGCAGCAAGCUUUUCUGCCAGCUUCUACUAAGGAUAUCUCUACCAUGUCCGACUUCCAUUCAUUGCCUACAGCUGGCCCGUCAUGUACUCAACCAAGGGCCUUCAUUCCACUACAGAAUGCUCUGUUCCCACAGAAACACAACCAAGACAAUAACAAGAACUGAAGUGGCUGAUGGACUGGGAACAUCUAGUUAUAGGGGCCAAAUGCUUGGGAAAAUGAAAGGGGGGGGUGCUCAGAAUUCAAAAAGUGGGUGGAAUCCUUUUGGUGACUUUAAGUUGAAAGGAACAUCUUUAGAAGGGUUUAUGGAGAAACUGUUUGGUUCCAAAUUUCACAGUACCACUUGAUUAGCAAUGUUGGUCUUCAUUCAGUAACAUGCUUUAACAAAUGUAAAACUGUGAUGAAUCAUUGAAGGAAAACACAUGUAUUGAUGUCUUUUUCCACUUCAGUUACGGCCUUUUACUGUUUCGAUUUUAAAAAACAAAUCAUGUGAUUUUUAAUUUUACGAAUGUUGCUUGCUUUUUUGCCUUAGACACAUUACCUUUAACAUUGUUGCAGUUUUUGAUGUUUUACUUAAACUUUGUAAAUUUGAAACUAGUAAGUUAUGAGAAUAUAAUCUCUCAAAAAUUCCGUGUUCAACCUGAAAUGAAAAGAAAUGAAACUAUAAAUAUAAGAUGUAAAAAUGAAAAAAAAACCUGUUUGAUACGUUGUUUUGGGUAACAACUAGUUAAGAUUUGUUCUUUUUGCUGGUUUGUUGUCGCAAGUGUUUAUACUUUACUAUACAUAUUACAUUGUAUUCUUCAAACUUUUCACAUUUAUAUAUGUUUAAACAGAAUGUACACUGCUAGUUAGUGCUAGUUGCACAGUUCUUUCAUAAAAGUUUUUAAUUCUUAUCUACAAAUCUUGUGUUCCAUUUGAAAAGAGGCAUAAGGCAUUACACUAGAGACUUGAUACCACAAUUAAAGAAAACCCAAAAUGUGCUGAAAAUCUGAAAUAUCAAUAAAAACGCCUUUGGAUGUAGAAUCAAAUGUCA
This is a messenger RNA of Patiria miniata (bat star), 2660 nucleotides long. Its product is annotated as doublesex- and mab-3-related transcription factor 1-like. Gene Ontology annotation, molecular function: DNA-binding transcription factor activity, RNA polymerase II-specific; RNA polymerase II cis-regulatory region sequence-specific DNA binding. The record is from RefSeq and is a predicted model, not a curated record. Gene Ontology annotation, cellular component: nucleus. NCBI's taxonomy places the organism in Eukaryota, Metazoa, Echinodermata, Asteroidea, Valvatida, Asterinidae. Gene Ontology annotation, biological process: sex differentiation; regulation of transcription by RNA polymerase II.